AUGAACGGGGUCCUGAUCCCGCACACGCCCAUUGCUGUGGACUUCUGGAGCCUGCGCCGGGCUGGUAGCGCGCGGCUUUUCUUUUUAUCCCACAUGCACUCGGACCACACGGUCGGCCUGUCCAGCACCUGGGCCCGGCCCCUUUACUGCUCCCCAAUCACUGCCCACCUCUUGCAUCGUCAGCGACAGGUGUCCAAGAAGUGGAUCCGAGCCCUAGAGGUCGGUGAGAGCCACGUGCUGCCGCUCGAUGAAAUUGGACAAGAGACCAUGACUGUAACCCUCUUGGAUGCCCAUCACUGCCCUGGUUCUGUCAUGUUUCUCUUCGAAGGAUACUUUGGAACCAUCCUCUACACAGGUGAUUUUCGAUAUACACCAUCUAUGCUAAGGGAGCCUCCUCUGUCAUCGGGCAAACAGAUCCAUACUUUAUACCUAGACAACACCAACUGCAACCCAGCCCUGGUUCUUCCCACCCGACAAGAAGCUGCCCACCAGAUUGUCCAGCUCAUUCGAGAGCACCCUCAACAUAACAUAAAGAUCGGACUCUAUAGCUUGGGAAAGGAGUCACUGCUGGAGCACCUGGCCCUGGAGUGUCAGACCUGGGUGGUGUUGAGUCCUCAGCGUCUGGAGGUGGUACAGCUGCUGGGCCUGGCAGAUGUGUUCACGGUGGAGGAGAAGGCGGGCCGCAUCCACGCCGUGGACAACAUGGAGAUCUGCCAUUCUGCCAUGCUGCGUUGGAACCAGACCCACCCUACCAUUGCCAUCCUUCCCACCAGCCGGAAAAUCCACACCUCCCACCCCGAUAUCCACAUCAUCCCUUACUCUGACCACUCCUCCUACUCUGAGCUUCGUACCUUUGUUUCAGCACUGAAGCCGAGCCAGGUGGUACCCAUCGUCCGUCGGCAGCCCUGUGGAGACUACUUUUGGGACAGCAUGGGCCCCAGGAUCUCUGUGCCUCUGAUUCCAGAUUCUGUGCAGCAGUACAUGAGUUCCUUCUCUAGAAAACCAAGUUUUCUCUUGCUGUUGGAAAGGAGGCUAAAGAGGGCCAGAGCCCAAGGUGUUGUGUUUGAAUCCCCUGAGAAAGAUGUUGAUGAAUCUCAAGCUAACAAAGACUCAAAGAAGGCCAAGAAGGAAAACUCUCCCUGGCCUGGGAAGCUUGAAAAGCAGCUUCCCCACUGUCCUUUGCGAGUCAAGAAGCAGUUGUUCUCAGAUCUCUGCAGCAAAGAAUGGGAUGGGACAGCCCCCUUCUGUGAGUCCCAGAAAAUGGUAACAAAGGUGACUGUCCCUUUGGGCUGUUCUAUGCACUUAAGACCUUCAGAUGAGGAGUUCAUCUCUCCAGAAACAAAGGAGGAAAUUAGUUUAAAGCCCCCAUUGGUACCCAGAGGAGACAGUGACCCAGCAGCCACAGGGAACCCAAGCACUUGGGUGAGCCAUGAUUCUCCCCUGGGUCAUAGCAAGGCCACCCCUCUUCUAGCUGCUAAGUUCAGGGGCCUGGCACUGAAAUAUCUUCUGACUCCAGUGAACUUUUUCCAGGCAAAGUUCUCUUCCAGGAGCUUUGACCAGCAAGUGGAAAAAUACCACAAGCCCUCGAAGGAGCACACACAGGAGAGUACAGAAUAACAGUGUUGUUCAACCCAAUGCUACAGUUUCAGACAGUGAAGUUUGUUUGGGGCUUGUCUGUACUGGAUCCUCGCAGGCUCGCCCUGGACCAGCACUUUUCCAAGCUUGUUUAUUGGAGUCCUGGUACCUAUGGAAUCCUUAGUUGUAACCUUGACUGUGUUUAAGAGGCUUUUCAUUGUAAACUCUGGGGCGUGUGCAUCAGCAUGUUAAAGGUUCUUAGAGGUCCUACAGUAACUUGAUCUGUUUAACCUAGCAUUCCUCAAGCUUUGGUGAACGUGCAGUCCUCUUCUGUGGGUGCCGAAAGAGAUGAGUCUGAAUCAAAAAAGAGCAGAUUAUUCCCGUAGUUCCUUUGCAUGCUCUGUGUCACAUAACGUGCUCCCCCAACCCUCCUUCACAAAAACCCCUGGGUAGUUCUAUUUUUUAAUCAUAAACUGUGGUGCUGGAGGAUAAUCAUUAAUCAUGAACUGUGGUGCUAGCGGAUAAAGUGGUGGCCCAAGCAGCACGUUCUAGUCCUGAAUGUCCCUGACUUGCUGUGACCCCAUCCAAGUAACUUCCUGUCUCUGCCUCUGGGAAAGAACAGGAAGCAAUGAAGAGGACUUGGAACCAUGGUGAAAAAUUCCACCUCCUGCCUCCUGCAUCAGAGUGUGCAAUUAGUGUUGCUGGGGACCCAUCUGGAACAGAGCCAGCGAGGGGGUUGGGCACCCGUCACGGCAGCAGUACCUGGAACCAGGCUGAGCAUUAAGGCCUAGGGUGUGACAGGACUCCCAGCUAUGUGGAGGCCCUGAUUAUUUGGCUGAAAUAAAGUUAGAAAAGAUCAGAUGUGCUGCCAGAUAUUCCUCUGAUUGUUCACAUAGCUGGGAUAUUUGUUGCUCCCCCCCUACCCCCUUGGUUUGAAUAAGGAGCCAGAGCACACAGCCUGUUUGUUUUAGUAUCCAGGGAAGAGACCACGGAGCCAGCUGGCUGGAAGGGGUGGGGGGUGUGCAGUUCUGCCCUGUCCUUCUGUUCAUAACACAAAAUGCCAAGCCAAUAAGCAGGACAGCCAACACCACAGCUAUGAGGGAACAGGCUCUAAGGAAGGGCACAGAUAAUGUGGAGCUGGGCAGGUGGAUAAAACUGCUUCAGAAUGAAACCUGGGGCCUUAGGAAGGCAGAAGUCUCGGUUUCCUAGCCAGGGGAAACAAGAUUCUAAUUUUGGAGGUUGUAAUGAAGAGUUUAGAAAGCAAAAUAAGGACUUGUGUUCGGCCAAACUGUAUAUAGCUGUUUUGUCCGUGACCUUCACUGUCAGCCUCCCAAGGGCCUUCUAGGAGCUGUGGCAGGCGAGGCAUGCUGUGCAGUAGGAAACCUGGGUAUUGGCUGGGCUUGAAUCCAGGGCAGCUUCGGCAAAUUGCUUUGUGGAGCCUCAGGUCUACAGUCCCUCAGUCCACAGGGACUGAGAUACCUACCUCUCAUCACCGCUACGGAGAUUAAACAAGUGAUAAAAUUCUAAUUCAGUGUGUGCCAUAGGACGGGGUUUUCAAAUGUUUCUCAGCCUCUGAUUUUUCAAGAAAUUAUUCUAUAUAUAAAAUAAAGUUUGGAAAUCAUAAAAAUGUAAAGAAAAAAGUCAACUUUAAUUCCUCUAUGUAGAUCAAUUGAUAUGCUUUAUUCCAAUCUUUUUCUGUGAUGUAAAUGUGUUAAAUAUAUAUAUUUUUUCAAAAUCUGGGUGACAAUUUUAUAUCCUAUAUUUUCCUUUCUUAAUUCCUUAAGCAUUUUGCCAUGUCAUUAAAUUUUUUUUUUUUUUUUUUUUUUUUUUUUUUUUGACAGGCAGAGUGGACAGUGAGAGAGACAGAGAGAGAAAGGUCUUCCCUUGCCGUUGGUUCACCCUCCAAUGGCCGCCGCUGCAGCCGGCGCACCGCGCUGAUCCGAUGGCAGGAGCCAGGAUCCAGGUGCUUCUCCUGGUCUCCCAUGGGGUGCAGGGCCCAAGCACCUGGGCCAUCCUCCACUGCACUCCCUGGCCAUAGCAGAGAGCUGGCCUGGAAGAGGGGCAACCGGGACAGAAUCCGGCGCCCCGACCGGGACUAGAACCCGGUGUGCCGGCGCCGCAAGGUGGAGGAUUAGCCUAUUGAGCCACGGCGCCGGCCGCAUGUCAUUAAAUUUUUUAAAAUAGGGGCCGGCACUGUGGCAUAGCAGGUUAGUGCCCUGGCCUGAAGUGCCAGUAUCCCAUAUGGGUGCCGGUUUGAGACCGGGCUGCUCCACUUCCGAUCCAGCUCUCUGCUAUGGCCUGAGAAAGCAGUAGAAGAUGGCCCAAGUCCUUGGGCCCCUGCACCCAUGUAGGAGACCCGGAAGAAGCUCCUGGCUUCAGAUCAGCACAGUUCUGGCCUUUGCAGCCAAUUGGGGAGUUUUUAAAAAAUUUAUUUGAAAGUCAGACUAAGAUAGACAAGGUGCUCCCAUCAGAUGCCCGCAACAGCUAGCACUGGACCAGACUAAAGCCAGGAGCGGAACUCAGUCCAGGUUUCCCAUGUAGAUUGCAGGGACCCAAGUACUUGAGCCAUCACCUGAUGCCUCCUAGGGUGCUCACUAGCAUAAAGCUGGAUUUGGAAUCAGGGCCAGGACUUGAACCCAGCUGCAUUUUAACUGCUACACUAAAAGCCUAUCCCCAGAAUUUUAUUUUUUAAAAAGGAUUUAUUUAUUUUGAGAGAGAGAAAGAGAUCUUCCAUCCAUUGGCUCAUUCCCCAGUUGACCACAAUGGUCAGCACUGGGCCAGGCUGAAGCUAGGAGCUUCAUCCAGGUCUCCUAUGUAGGUGGCAGGGGCCCAAACACUUGGGCCAUCUUCUGCUGCUUUCCCUAGGCCAUCGGCAGGGAGCUGGAUUGGAAGCAUAGCAGCUACAAUGUAGACCAGUGCUGAUAUGGGACCUACUAUGCCACAGUGCUGGCCCCCCAGGGUGUCAUUUUUAAUAGUUAUAUACUAUCCUGUUGUGUGAGUAUAGUUAAACCACUUCCAUACUAUUCAUCAUUUUGUGUCCUGUUUUUAAUUGUACUUAUCACAGUGCACAUGGCUUAUGCAUAUAUCUUGGCAUUUUUAUUUCUUUAGAGAAGAUUACUGGAAAUGGGAUUUAAGUUCUUGAUACAAAUUGUGCCAAACAGCCUUCCAGAAAGAUUUCCUUACCAUCUUUUCUGCAGAAGUGCCAUUAAGAUACGCUGAAAUCAAUUCAAAUUCAAAUGUCACUAGAAUGGUACAUGCUAACGUGUGGGAAAUCAUCUUGUGUGAAAUGAAUAAAUAUUUACUGAACCGUG
Oryctolagus cuniculus (rabbit) is the source of this 4886-nucleotide messenger RNA. It is a transcript of the gene DCLRE1B, whose product is annotated as DNA cross-link repair 1B. Gene Ontology annotation, molecular function: damaged DNA binding; 5'-3' DNA exonuclease activity. Gene Ontology annotation, biological process: double-strand break repair via nonhomologous end joining; interstrand cross-link repair; telomere maintenance. NCBI's taxonomy places the organism in Eukaryota, Metazoa, Chordata, Mammalia, Lagomorpha, Leporidae. The record is from RefSeq and is a predicted model, not a curated record.